CCUGUUAAUGCUCGCCAUCUUCUGACAUGACAAUGAAAUAAAUGUCCACCUCUGAUAUACUGGAAGCCGCUGUGUGAACCCUGCCAAUAGGCGAUUGAAGGCGAUCGAAGUGUGCAUUCGGCAAAAUAAAGUUUCCAUUUGACAUGAAUGUUGCAACCAAUCAUUACUGGAAUUACCUCACGGCACUACACAAUGACUAUGUGAACGCUCAUCAACUAAUACAAGCAGUCCAACAACAGAUGCAAUCUCACCUCUUGACUGGACAAAUGUUGGAAAGACGUCAGCAUCGAAGAAUGAUGGAUCCAUUGCGACCCUAUCCACAAUUUUACAGUGAUUGUCACAGCGAAGGUGAUGAAAACGACGACCCGUUUAACAAUCUACCAAGUCCUCAAAUGGAAGACCUUAUUUCAAUGGACUUCAGCGAUUUGUUUCAACCCGAAAACCAAACUGAUAGCUAUGAAGAGCUAAAGCAGAUAAUGGAGCAAGUUCGCCGCGAAUCAACAGAUUGUCUUUUUGAAAGUGAGGUGACACCUGUUAACAUGCGGAACACAACUGAAGAGAAUCAAUUUCAAACAGAAAGCAAGGUCCGCUUGUACGAGUUUGUUUUGCAACUGCUGAACGAAGAGUCCACAGACUGUGUUAGAUGGCUGUGUCCCAAAGAAGGAGAGUUUGAAAUAACCAACUCAAGCAAAAUUGCAUCAUUGUGGGGAAAGGUGAAGAAGAAUCCCAACAUGACAUAUGAGAAAUUUGCUCGAGCUUUGAGACAUUACUACAAACUUGGUAUACUGAUAAACUACAAACACAAAGAAAAACUGCGGUACAAAUUUUCGAAGGAGAUUUUACUAAAGAAUAAAGUUGGUCAGUGAUUGUUUUUUGUAAUGAAAAUUACGGAAAUAUUUUUUGAGAAAAUGAAAAGACAGCUGUGCUGUUUUUUUGACUGUUUAUUUUUGUAAAAUAGUCUUGCAUGUAGAUAUAUAUAUAUAUAUAUACAAUUGUUUAUGGCAGCAGAUAAUUUAAGGUAGUAUUUUUUGUAUUAAAAAUUGACUAAAAAGAAAUGAAAUAAAACUCUUUGUUCAACAAA
Hydractinia symbiolongicarpus is the source of this 1081-nucleotide messenger RNA. RefSeq names its product ETS-related transcription factor Elf-5-like. The coding region runs from base 144 to 866 and encodes 240 amino acids. The record is from RefSeq and is a predicted model, not a curated record. The transcript has 4 exons. Lineage: Eukaryota; Metazoa; Cnidaria; Hydrozoa; Anthoathecata; Hydractiniidae. Gene Ontology annotation, biological process: cell differentiation; regulation of transcription by RNA polymerase II. Gene Ontology annotation, molecular function: DNA-binding transcription factor activity, RNA polymerase II-specific; sequence-specific DNA binding. Gene Ontology annotation, cellular component: nucleus.